This is a messenger RNA of Yamadazyma tenuis ATCC 10573, 1294 nucleotides long. NCBI's taxonomy places the organism in Eukaryota, Fungi, Ascomycota, Pichiomycetes, Serinales, Debaryomycetaceae. The record is from RefSeq and is a predicted model, not a curated record.
AGAAGUUUGUGAGUUACUGCGAGAGUUCUUCCACCUUAUCCUUGAGCAAACAACUACGUGAAUUCGUGGAUCAGGAACCAAGCACGCCACAAAAAGACCCCAAACUAGAAACUUCUGUCACCAUAGACUCGAUCCUUUUGUCCUUGAGGAAAUUGAGAGAAGCACUUUUGAAUUCCAAGCCAGAUGCGUUCUCUGUCAAGGUGUUUCUCUUCUCAGUGAGAAUAUCGGCUUCGAUUGGCUACUACCAGACGUACGUGCCGUCGAUAAACUACCUUCUUGGGCAAGACACUAUCAAGCUUCUCUCACCAAACGAAGUCGAAGAAUCAGCCUCGCUCCUAGUGCUUCACCUAUCACACUUCAACAAUCACCACACAAGGGCUGUGGAGACGUAUAUGCGAUAUUUCAAGAAAAAUGAACAGCCCGAGCUUCUAAAGGUGAUAAUGAGCUACUACUCCAAAAGCUACUUCACAUGGUGUAAGUUAUACAACUCCGAGACUGACAAUGCCCGAUCUAAAAUAAUGCGGUUCGGUCUCACAGCCAUGGUGGAGGCCACAAUUGCAGCCAUACAAAAGUCAUACUUCACACUCGAUAAGCGGUUUUUGAACGAAGAGGUUCUUCCCAAUGGUGUUGGAGUAGAUGCCUUGAUCGAUUCAGAGCAGGUUCUGUGGCGUGUGGAUGGUACUAAUGUGAUUAUCAAAGAGCGAGCCCAGCGAGCGUAGUGAGCCAAGAACAUAUGCGCGCCAUGACGAUUUUUCUGUUGUUCAACACUUGUACAGAACAUCUUUCUUGACCAGUUGUUCACAGCAGCCAAAGUCCGACCCAUACACCCACAUCCAAUGAACACCAGCUCCAAGUUUCCCGAGGGGAUCAAAAUCGAUGAUAUCACGUCGGGUCGAAUCGAUCCCCAGCUCAUCUACAGCGAAAUCGACCGGUUGAAAUACGAGAUAAACGUUCUUCGAAAUGACAUGUCGGUGUUCAUCCGGGCAUUGGCCACCAUACCUGAAGGUUCUAACCAACAGGACUACUACCGCCUGGUGGCCGGGAAAUUGAAGGUUGUCCAGAAUAGCAUCAAAGAGUACUGUGCUCAGUACAACAAACUACUUCCCAUAAUCAACUUGUCACAGAUCAAACUUGGCCAUGAAGUGGAGGUUCUUCCGCAGAACUUGAAAAACGAUAAGGCCAAGGUGAAGCCAGUCAAACGAUAAACUGGCUCUGCUGAUUAAAACAGCAAGAAACUUAAGGUAGCACAAAUCCUGUAAUUGACGAAUAACGAAUAAAUGUUUAACUUCACUAA